Molecule: messenger RNA, 1616 nt
Organism: Pipistrellus nathusii (Nathusius's pipistrelle)
Lineage: Eukaryota; Metazoa; Chordata; Mammalia; Chiroptera; Vespertilionidae
Source: the annotation of a GenBank genome assembly
AUGGACUCGGUGACCUUUGAGGACGUGGCUGUGAACUUCACUCUGGAGGAGUGGGCCUUACUGAAGUCUUCACAGAAGAAACUCUACAGAGAUGUGAUGAGGGAAACCUUCAGGAACCUGGCCUCCAUAGGUAACAAAUGGGAAGAUCAUGACAUCAAAGAUCAGUACAAAAACCAGAAGAGAAAACGAAGAAGUCAUAUGUUGGAGAGAAUCUGUGAAGGGAAAACGGUCAGUCCAUGUGGGGAAAACAUCAGCCUCGUUCCUGAUUGCAUUCUGAAGAAGAAACCGCUUCCCAGAGGAACACCGUGUGAAUGCGCAAUGUUUGACAAAGCCUUCACGGAUCACUCAUCCCAGGGUGGUCACACCGGCUGUCACACUGGACAAAACUUCUCUGGGUAUCAGGGAUGUGGAGCGAAGCCAUAUAAAUGUAACGUAUGUGGGAAAGCCUUUAGUUAUCUCCAGUGCUUUGAAAAUCAUGAAAGAACUCACUAUGGAGAGAAACCCUAUAAGUGUAAGGAAUGUGGGAAAACCUUUAUGUGGCUCAAAAUCCUUCAAAAACACAUGACCAAACAUAGUGCUGACGCUCCUUAUCAUGGUAAGGUGUGUAUGAAACCCUUUAAUUCCUCAGCUUCCCUUCAAGCAGGUGACAGGACCCACUCUGGAGAAAAGGCCUAUCAAUGUGAAAAAUGUAGUAAAACAUUCAGGCAUCCCAGCCAACUCCACGUACAUGGAAGGACUCACAGUGCAGAGAAACCGUAUGAGUGUAGGAUAUGCGGGAAGACCUUCAAAUAUUUCAAAUCCUUAGAACCGCACAGAAUGACUCACACAGCAGGGAAACCCUAUGCGUGUAAGGAAUGUGGAAGAGCAUUCAGACAUUCCAGCUCCUUAGAAAUACACCAAAGGUUUCACACUGGAGAGAAGUCCUAUGAGUGUAAACACUGUGGGAGAGCUUUCAGUUAUCGCAGCUCCCUUAAAGGACACAUGAAAAUGCACACGGGAAAUACUCCUUAUCAGUGUAAGGAAUGUGGGAAAGUAUUCACUCUCGUCAGGUCCUAUCGAAAUCACGAGAGGUACCACACUGGCGUGAAGACCUAUCAAUGUGAAAAGUGUAGCAAGGCGUUCAUGUACCCUAGUUGUCUUCGAAGACACGAGAGAACCCACACCGAAGAGAAACCAUAUGAAUGUAGGAUAUGUGGAAAGUCCUUCAAAUAUUUCAGGUCCUUAGAACCACACAAGAUGACUCACACAGGAGAAAAACCCUACGAAUGUAAGGACUGUGGAAGAGCAUUCAGAUACUACAGCUCCUUAGAAAUACACAAGAAGUUUCACACUGGAGAGAAGUCCUACGAAUGCCAACACUGUGGGAAAGCCUAUAGCUAUCCCAGCUCCCUCAAGGGACACAUGAAAAUGCACACUGGAAACACACCUUACCAAUGUAAGGAAUGUGGGAAGGCAUUCACUUGCCUUAGUUUGUUACAAAGACAUGAAAGAACUCACACUGGAGAGAAACCCUAUGAAUGUAAGCAAUGUGGAAAAACCUAUAAAGAUCACAAUAACUUACAAACACACGAAAGAAAUCAUACCGGAGAGAAACCCUUUAAGUGUAAGGAAUGUAG